Molecule: messenger RNA, 1264 nt
Organism: Chroicocephalus ridibundus (black-headed gull)
Lineage: Eukaryota; Metazoa; Chordata; Aves; Charadriiformes; Laridae
Gene: FAM162B
Product: family with sequence similarity 162 member B
Exons: 4
Coding region: 116-547 (143 amino acids)
Source: RefSeq, a predicted model, not a curated record
GGCGGGCGGUGCUGGGACCGGGACAGGGACGGGGACAGGGACGGGGACGGGGACCGGGACAGGGACCGGGACCGGGCCGCUCCUGCCGAGGCAGAGGGUCCCGCCGCUCCUCGCCAUGCUGCCGGCGCGCCUCCGCCCGGGGCGGCUCCUGUCCGCCGGGCCGCUCCGCCUGCCCGCCCCGCGGGGAGCCGGCGGGGAGCCCCCCCGGAGCCCGGGCACCCCCCGCGCUGAGCAGCCUCACAAGGUGGUUGCAAGUUACAAACCUUCGAAGUUUGACAAAAAAAUCCUCCUCUGGACUGGACGUUUCAAGACCGAAGAAGAAAUUCCUCCCAGGAUCCCGCCAGAGAUGCUGGACAGGGCAAGAAACAAAGCUCGAGUCAAAGCUUGUUACAUCAUGAUCGGCCUCUCCGUUGUUGCCUGCUUUGCAGUGAUCGCCUCCGCCAAGAAGGCUGCUGCGCGUCACGAGUCCUUGACGAGCUGGAACUUGGCAAAGAAGGCCCGGUGGCGGAGAGAGGCCGCGCUAGCGGCCGAGUCCAAGGCAAAGUAACUUCACACGAAACGCCGCACGUCCUUGUAGGAGCAAAAUUAAGUGUUGCCGAGAGCGAUGAGUGAAUUUCACUGAUAAAUGGGUAACUGUAGCGUUGCUGAGACUGGAGCCAACAAGGGUAGUCACAUGGCCAUGGAAAGAAGUGGAGGGUCUCUUUUGUUAGAGGGAUACCGAAUGUACUUGUUGCAUAUAAUUAAAUUUAGUUAGAAUGUUUUGCACAUGAUUAAAAGCAGUAAUUACUUUCAGAGGAGAUGAGGUAGUUUCCUAAGAAUGCCAGGUAUGGGGGGAGCCAAGUUUCCACUACCUUGAAACUUUCCUUUCAGGCUUGAUCUUGAGCUGUUACACAGAAGUUCCUUACGGAAAAACUAGUUGAAUUUUUCAAUGAAAGGUGAAAUACAGCAAAGACCAGGCAGUAGUGAAGUCAAAGGAUGAAAACUGCAAAAAUACAUUAUACAAUUCACUUUUAUGCUUCUACAUAAAGGACAAGCUGUACUCCGCCUGAAUAUUAGGACAAUGAGAAGGUUUGGAGAAGUGAGAGGAGGGGAAACGGCCUGAUAAUCCCACAAAUUCUCAAGUGCUUGUAAGCUUCAUGGGAAUUCCGAAAGUGAUCAGUUCUGCAGGCAAAGACAGGACUGCGAUGAUUACCCUACAAGUAUAUGUUCGGUUAGGUAUUUACAAAACAUAUUUAAACCCCCAAAGUCUUCUGUAUGGUGCCAG